AUGCAGGCCGACAGUACAGGGUGGUCUCAUCUCGCUGGCCUGGCUCUCGCUGACCCGGACUUUCUGAGGGCGGACCCGGUGGACAUCCUCUUGAGCGCGAACGUGUACGCCGCCAUCCUCCAGACCGGGCUGCUGAAGGGCGGGCCUGGCCAGCCUGCGGCACAGCGGACAUCAUUUGGCUGGCUUCUCAUGGGGCCCGUCGGCACGGAGACUCCUCCGCGUGCUCUGACCUUGCAGUGCCGUGUUGAAGACGACCUCGCUUCUCUGGUGAGAGGAUUCUGGCAGCAGGAGGAGCUGCCUGUGGGACCCGCACCUCUCACUCCGCUCGACCAGGAGUGUGAGGACCUGUUCCGUCGCACGCAUCGCCGUCAAGACGACGGCCGUUACAUCGUGCGCCUCCCGGUGGUUGACCCGCUGCUGGACUUGACUGCUACGAAGCGCGCUGCCUUGCGCGCCCUCACCGCGACGGAGAAGAGGUUCGCUCGAGAUGACCGACUGCGCGAGCUGUACCUCAACUUCAUGCGAACGUAUGAGGAGCUCGGACACAUGGUUCGCUCGGACGCUGCAACGGGAGCCAGAGUGAGCUAUUUACCUCAUCAUGGCGUACUGCGUGAGGCCAGCUCGACCACUAAGCUGCGCGUGGUAUUCAACGGCUCUGCAGCUGGCUCCUGCGGAGAGUCGCUGAAUCGGAGCCUCCUGGUGGGCCCGAAUCUGUUACCUCCGCUCGCUGACGUCUUGCUGCGCUGGCGAUUGCAUCGCUACGUCCUGGCCACGGACGUAGAGAAGAUGUAUCGCCAGAUUCUGGUCCAUCCUGAGGACGGGGACCUCCAGCGCAUCCUUUGGCGGUAUAGCGCCCGGGAUGAAGUAGCGGAGUUCCGCCUGAACACCGUGACAUACGGCUUAGCGUGUGCGCCGUUCCUGGCCAUGCGCACUCUCCGCCAGCUGGCCGACGAUGAAGCGGACAACUACCCGCUGGCUGCUCGAGCUCUCUAUCGGGACGUCUACAUGGAUGACGUCUUAACAGGUGCCUCGAGUCUGGAGGAGGCGUUUGAGCUACGCCGACAAUUGACCGACCUGUGCAUGGCGGGCGGCUUCCCCCUGCGCAAGUGGUCGGCCAACGAGACGCGAAUCUUACAAGACGUUCCAGCGGAACACCGCAUGCAGCAGGCACUGCGAGACUGGGGACCGCACGAGACACACGGUACCUUGGGCUUGCGGUGGCAUCCCGCUACUGACGAAUUUUCAUUCACCAUCCCUGCUAUCUCUUUGACCGAGGUGACAAAGAGAUCGGUACUGUCCUUUACUGCCCGACUGUUUGAUCCUCUAGGUUGGCUGGCUCCGGCAGUGGUGCGAGCCAAGAUCGCCUUCCAGUCGACUUGGCUGAUGGGUCUCGGCUGGGACGAUCCUCUCGACGAGGGGGCGAGACAACUGUGGCGCGAGUACGAGGCUGCUCUUCCCCGUCUGCGGGAUGUACGAAUUCCGCGACGAUUGGACGCCGGUCUGUUGAGCGGUGACGUGGAGCUCCAUGGCUUUGCCGACGCCUCUGAACGCGCCUAUGCUGCUGUCACCUACUUGCGGACGGGCUCUGGUGCGUCCUGGAGGACCUGCCUUAUCGCGGCCAGGACAAAGGUCGCGCCCUUGAAACCUGUGACUCUGCCAAGGUUGGAGUUGUGCGCUGCUACACUUCUUGCAAGACUGGCGGCGCAUGUCCGAGCUACGCUCGGUCUUGACCGGACGGCGAUGCAUUUGUGGUCGGACUCUACGGUCACUCUGGGCUGGGUACGCGGCCACCCGACUAGGUGGAAGACCUUUGUAGCGAACCGCGUUGCUGAGAUUCAGACCAGGGUCCCUGACACUCAGUGGCAUCAUGUGCCUGGCCCGGAGAAUCCGGCGGACUGUGCGUCCCGCGGACUUGCGCCGGGAGAGCUGGUCCAUCACCCGCUCUGGUGGCGUGGGCUCCAGGGUUGGCUCCAGGCGGAGUCGACGUCCUGGCCGGAUGCUGAUCGGGGGACUCCUGAUGACGGCUGGCCGGAGGAGAGAGUCCGCGCGCAGGCAGCUAGGACCGCGUCCGUCGGCGUGGAGGAGCCUGCUGAGCUCUUGCGCUUCUCGAGCCUCGAUCGCCUGCUGAGAGUGACGGCGUGGUGCAGGCGGUGGCUUCGUCUUAGACCGGUUGCUGCGCCGGCGGCCUUGGAGGAUGGCCGGGAGCGACGUGGCGACGAGUUAUCGGCUGAUGAACUGGAGGAGGCAAGGAUGGCUUGGGUCCGGCGGGUCCAGGCUGACCACUACCAAGUAGAGCUGAGCGUCGUGCGACGGGGUCUGUCUCUGCCAGCGUCCGGCUCUCUUGCACGAUUUACUCCCUUUUUUGAUAGUCAAGGUCUGCUGCGCGUGGGUGAUCGCCUCAAACACGCGCUUCUCGCUUAUGAUGAGCGACACCCGGUGCUGCUGCCCGGGGACUCUCAUCUUGCCAGGUUGGUGGUGGAGGACUGCCACCGGCGAACAUUACACGGCGGAGUCCAGAUGACCCUGGGGAUGAUUCGCCAGCGAUACUGGAUCCCCCGGGGACGAGCGGUAGUGAAAACGUGGCUGCGCCGUUGCGUGGUUUGCGUGCGAUGGCGGGCCGCCAUCCCCCGGUAG
Molecule: messenger RNA, 2634 nt
Organism: Solenopsis invicta (red fire ant)
Lineage: Eukaryota; Metazoa; Arthropoda; Insecta; Hymenoptera; Formicidae
Exons: 1
Coding region: 1-2634 (877 amino acids)
Source: RefSeq, a predicted model, not a curated record